CCAAAACUUUUGUUUUCCCCGUCUAUUAUAUUAUCGACAGCUAUACUCACGAACAGAUGAGCACCAGUACAGCUCCUGCAUCUCUGAACGAGGUCAAACAUGUCGUCUUGGUACUUUCCGGCAAAGGCGGUGUCGGCAAAAGCUCGGUGACCACCCAACUCGCAUUGUCACUGGUGCGCCAGGGCUUCUCGGUUGGAGUACUCGACGUUGAUCUUACUGGGCCUUCGCUUCCGCGCAUGUUUGGGCUCGAGGCUAGGAAGAUCCAUCAAUCAUCAAAGGGAUGGGUGCCAGUAUAUACCGAUUCAACCAAAAAGCUAUGUGUUAUGAGCAUCGGGUUCCUACUAAAGGACCGCGGCGACAGCGUGGUGUGGCGAGGUCCAAAGAAGAGCGCCAUGAUCAGACAGUUUGUCAACGACGUCGUCUGGGGUCCUCUUGAUUAUCUGCUGAUAGAUACACCACCAGGAACAUCUGAUGAGCAUAUCGCUAUCGCCGAACAGCUCCGAGACGCUCAACCGGACGGCGCGGUUCUAGUCACGACACCGCAGGGAGUUGCGACGGCUGAUGUGCGGAAGGAGCUGAAUUUCUGCAAGAAGGUUGGAUUUGAAGUUUUGGGAGUCGUCGAAAAUAUGAGCGGGUUUAUAUGUCCGCACUGCGCUGAAUGCUCAAAUAUAUUCUCAAAAGGCGGAGGUGAACAGCUUGCUGCACAGUUCAGCAUACCGUUCUUGGGGUCUGUGCCUAUCGAUCCCCAGUUCGUUCUCAUGAUUGAGGAACAGAACAAAUUUGUCACAAAGGCGGUCAACAGUGCCGACGAGAACGAGCUGAACAAAACAAUCGACGACUCAAUAGCGAAUUACGGACUAGUGGAGAAGUACAGCGACAGCAACCUCUGCCCGAUAUUUGAGAAAAUUGCACAGCAAGUCAUCGACAGCACGAAGGAUAAACAUCGGAUCUAGACCGAGAAAGGCGCAAAUUUUUUCACCAUUG
Molecule: messenger RNA, 984 nt
Organism: Myxozyma melibiosi
Lineage: Eukaryota; Fungi; Ascomycota; Lipomycetes; Lipomycetales; Lipomycetaceae
Product: P-loop containing nucleoside triphosphate hydrolase protein
Exons: 1
Coding region: 57-953 (298 amino acids)
Biological process (GO): iron-sulfur cluster assembly
Cellular component (GO): cytosol
Molecular function (GO): ATP binding; ATP-dependent FeS chaperone activity; 4 iron, 4 sulfur cluster binding
Source: RefSeq, a predicted model, not a curated record